Molecule: messenger RNA, 1663 nt
Organism: Mesitornis unicolor (brown roatelo)
Lineage: Eukaryota; Metazoa; Chordata; Aves; Mesitornithiformes; Mesitornithidae
Gene: NAGPA
Product: N-acetylglucosamine-1-phosphodiester alpha-N-acetylglucosaminidase
Exons: 10
Source: RefSeq, a predicted model, not a curated record
GAGCCCCCCCAGCGAUCCCCUGCUGCAGCCCUAUUUCCCCUCCCGGCACGGCCCUCGGCACCCCCACAGGCACGUCAGGGACUGCCAGCCUGUCAGGUACGGCAAUGUAACGCACGAAGCUUGGCCCAGCGACAACACGACGGGCGGACCGGUGGCUACCACCAGAACGUUUGUUUCUUACAUCCCCCCGGGGGGCGAGGACCAUAGAGCUGUCUACGGCCACUUCACCUUUGUGAGGAACCCCCUGAGGACCGUCUCCGUGCUAGAGCCAGGUGGCACAGGAGGCUGCCAGGCUCACCGCAGAGCUCCCGUGGAAGAGACCGCAAAGCUCAGGAAGUGCCUGGUGGCCCAGAACGGUGGGUACUUCGACAUGGAAACCGGAGAGUGCCUUGGGAACGUUGUGAGUGAUGGAAAGCUGGUGAGAAAUUCUGGAGGCCUGCAAAACGCUCAGUUCGGCAUCCGGAAGGAUGGCACGAUGGUGUUUGGUUACCUGUCUGAGGAAGAUGUCUUGGAUCAAGCAAACCCUUUUGUGCAGCUUGUGAGCGGGGUAGUUUGGCUCCUCAGAGAUGGAGAAGUGUACGUCAGUCAGAGUCAAAUAGCUGAGUGUGAUGAAAUUCAAACCACAGGAACCUUCGAGAAGUUCAUCAAUGUGAUAUCAGCCAGGACUGCAGUUGGACACGACAGUCAGGGGCAGCUGGUCCUGGUUCACGUGGAUGGACAGACUGAAUCCAGAGGGGUCAACCUCUGGGAAAUGGCUGAAUUUCUGAAGGAGCAGGGAAUCAUCAAUGCUAUCAACCUGGAUGGUGGAGGGUCUGCAACGCUGGUCUUAAACGGGACACUCGCAAGCUACCCAUCUGAGCACUGCUCCUUUGACAACAUGUGGCGGUGCCCUCGGAGCAUCUCCACCAUCGUGUGCAUCCACGAGCCUGCCUGCGAGCCUGCAGACUGCAGCGGUCACGGGAACUGUGUGGAAGGGGAGUGCCACUGCGCUGGGGACUUCUGGAGAGGCCCUGCCUGCGACAUCUUGGACUGUGGCCCUUCCAAUUGCAGCCUGCAUGGCACCUGCACCGACGCUGGAUGCCUGUGUGAUGCUGGCUGGAUUGGCAGCAACUGCAGUGAAGCUUGUCCCAGUGGUUUCUAUGGGGAUGCUUGUACCCAGAAAUGCCAGUGCCAGAAUGGUGGCUCCUGUGACCCCGUGCAUGGAGCCUGCUCCUGCCUGCCUGGGUACUAUAGCACCCACUGUAAGCAAGAGUGUCCCAUGGGCUGGUACGGGCCAAACUGCCAGGAGCAAUGUGCAUGUGAACAUACGUGUCCCUGUGACCGGGAGACGGGCAGCUGCAACAUCACCUAUGAUUUGGCAGUACAGGACCAGUUAAACAAAGCUGGGCGAUGUUUGGCUUCCCAGAAUAAGGAAAGGAGCAAGGAAAAGUUCUCUCUGCCAGAAAAAACCUGGAUCUCUGUGACCUCCGUCUUGGCUCUGCUUCUGGGGAUCAGCGCCAUGGGAAACGUAGGCCUUUUCCUCAAGGCCAGGGCAGCGAGGCACAGUAAGAGCGGUGACUAUUUCUACCACCCACUGCAGGAGAUCAACGGGGAAGCCAGUCACACCUCCACAUCUGCUGCCUGCGAGACAGAAGACACUCAGGACCAAACUCCACUCCUUUAG